Molecule: messenger RNA, 5672 nt
Organism: Balearica regulorum gibbericeps (East African grey crowned-crane)
Lineage: Eukaryota; Metazoa; Chordata; Aves; Gruiformes; Gruidae
Source: RefSeq, a predicted model, not a curated record
GUCAAUUUUGAGUGCAGAAAUACCAACUGCUGAAGAUGAAGAAAAAUUGGAUGACCGAGCCAAACUAAGCGUAGCUGCAAAGAGGCUGCUUUUUAGAGAAAUGGAAAAAUCAUUUGAAAUGAAAAAUAUUCCUAAACCACCUACAAGAAGUUCAGCAGUAGAGAGAAGGCUGCGGCGUUUGCAGGAUAGAUCGCACACACAACCAAUUACCAGUGAAGAAGUGGUCAUUGCAGCUACUGAAUCUACCCCUGCUUCACGUUCUGUGAAUACCCACACAGUAGUGACAAGAGUACCUAGUCCCACUGUAGUUAAGAGCACUGUACAACCUAUCAGCUUGCAGGCAUCAGCACACCAAAAAAUUUUAGCUAAAGAGGAGAUAAGGGCAGCCAAAGAGGCGAUGGGGCAAGAUCAGUCUGAUGAACCAGAUUCUUCCACCUUAAGUUUGGCAGAAAAGAUGGCUUUGUUUAACAAACUGUCUCAACCAGUAUCCAGGGCCAUUUCCACAAGGAGCCGAGGAGAUAUUAGGCACAGGAGAAUGAAUGCUCGUUACCAGACUCAGCCAGUCACUCUUGGAGAAGUUGAGCAGAUGCAAUGGAAAAAGAGUAAACUGGUACAAAAUGAAAGUGGAAAAAUUACUCCCCUGUCAACUGCAGUUGCAACAUCAGUUUCAACAAUGGCAUCUGCUCUUUCUCCAUUGUAUGCUGGAGACCUGCACACGAAGCCAGCUAGUGAUGGAAGCAUGAGUGCUGCUGCUAGAGCUGAUUUGAGAUUCCACUCGUCAGCAGAAAACUCAGACUCUUCAGGAAAACGCACACAGAAGUCAGAACAGUGGCAGCCCUCAAUGGAAGUGCUAGAAAGCAAAAGAGCAUCAAAGAAGCAUGAAGAAGAGAGAAAGAGGUUUCUAGCACAUGAAGCUAAUGAAAUUACAAAGUACAGCUCCUUUGAGGAAGAAACCACACAUCCUGUUCCUGAAAAAACAGGAGACUACCAUAAAGAGACAACAUACAGCUUCCUGAGGAAGGGCAGCAUGGAACUGUUUAGUUCACAAGCACUUUUUCAACCUCUUGAACAGAAAGACAUCGAUACUGGCAUGCAAGGUAAAUGGGAAGUCAAAGGAGGCCAGUCCUUUGAAGAAAAGAUGGAUUUGGAAAGUGUUAUGAAAAGCAAGACUUUGCAAAGAGACCAUGCUGAGCCUACUUCUGAACUCACCAGCACAUCAGCAAUGAGGACAGUUUCACAAACUGCAGCUGCGGCAUCCUGUAGACUGCAGGAGCUCUCCGAACAAUUGGAAGGCAAAUUUUAUAAGAAUUCCUGUGAAAUGUUUUCCGUUGGAGAGAACAAAGCACAAACAACUGAGGAUGUCCUUGAUAAUUCCAGCAAAACUAUGUCAAUUAAGGAAAGGUUGGCAUUGCUGAAGAAGAGUGGUGAAGAAGAUUGGAAGAGCAGGCUCAGCAAAAAGCAGGAGUAUGCAAAAGUGUCUGUCACUGAUCGUAGCACGCAGAUGCAAGAAGUUGAGCAACUGUUGAAGAAGGAACCUGUAUAUGCUUCUACUUACUCUCCCGUUAUACCCGCUCUCCAUAAAUUUCAUCCUUUUCUACCUAUUAAUCAGGUCUGUAGUACUAGUUUGAAAGAAUCAAGCUCUCUGAUUUCUGAUGAACAUCAUCCUUGGAGAUGGAAGCAGAGACUGGCAGAUAACCAGGAGAGUCAGAUGACCAUUGAAGAAAGGAAACACCUGAUUACAGCUCGAGAAGAAGCCUGGAAAUCCAAGGGCAAAGGAGCAGCCAAUGACUCUACACAGUUCACUGUAGCUGGCCGAAUGGUAAAAAAAGGCCUGGCUUCUCCAAGUGCGCUAACACCAGUAGCAUCCCCUUUUAGUAACCGACAGAAGUCCACCACUCCAGUUACAAAGCCCUUGGAAGAAAUUGAAGCCAGGCCUGAUAUGCAAUUGGAAUCAGAUAUGAAGCUUGACAAGUUGGAGUCAUUCUUGGGAAGGCUGAAUAACAAAGUUGCUGGGAUGCAAGAGACGGUGCUGACAGUUACAGGAAAGUCUGUGAAAGAGGUGAUGAAGCUGGAUGAUGAUGAAACAUUUUCCAAAUUUUAUCGCCAUGUGGAUUUCCCUUCCUCCUCAGUGCCUUUGGACCUUGAUGAGGACUUUGAUACCAUCUUUGAUCCUUAUGCACCAAAGUUAAUAUCUUCUGUAGCAGAGCACAAACGUGCAGUUAGGCCUACGCGCAGAGUCCAGUCCUCUAGAAACCCCCUGAAAAUGCUGGCAGCAAGAGAAGAUAUUCUUCAUGAAUAUACUGAACAAAGAUUGAAUGUUGCCUUCAUGGAGUCAAAGCGAAUGAAAGUAGAAAAAAUGUCUACAAACUCAAAUUUCUCAGAAGUAGCACUUGCUGGCUUGGCAAGCAAAGAGAACUUCAGCAACGUUAGCCUGCGGAGUGUUAAUCUAACAGAGCAAAACUCUAACAACAGUGCUGUGCCAUACAAGAAGCUAAUGCUGCUGCAAAUUAAAGGAAGAAGACAUGUUCAAACAAGAUUAGUUGAACCCAGGGCCUCGUCACUGAACAGCGGAGACUGUUUCCUGUUGUUAACUCCACAUUUCUGUUUCUUAUGGGUAGGAGAGUUUGCAAAUGUCAUAGAAAAAGCAAAGGCUUCAGAACUCGCAACUUUAAUUCAGACAAAGAGGGAACUUGGCUGUAGAGCUUCUUAUAUACAGACUAUAGAAGAAGGAAUAAAUACCCAUACCCAUGCAGCCAAAGACUUCUGGAAACUCCUUGGUGGACAGACAAAUUAUCAGUCUGCCGGAAGUCCUGAAGAAGAUGAAAUGUAUGAAGCUGCAAUAAUCGAAACAAACUGCAUUUACCGCCUCGUAGAGGAUAAACUCAUUCCUGAGGAUGACUACUGGGGAAAGGUGCCAAAAUGUACCCUGCUACAACCAAAAGAGGUGCUGGUGUUUGAUUUUGGCAGUGAAGUAUAUGUAUGGCAUGGAAAGGAAGUUACUUUAGCACAAAGAAAAGUGGCAUUCCAGCUGGCAAAACACUUGUGGAAUGGCACAUUUGACUACUCCAAUUGUGACAUAAAUCCUCUGGACCCAGGGGAAUGCAAUCCCCUCAUACCCAGAAAGGGACAAGGACGCCCAGACUGGGCUGUGUUUGGCAGACUCACAGAACAUAACGAGACCAUACUGUUCAAAGAAAAAUUUCUUGAUUGGACAGAGCUGAAGAAAUUCAAUGAGAAGAAUUCUAGUGAAUCCCUUCACCAGAAGGAAGAAUCCAGAUCUGACUCUAAACCAUAUGAUGUGAUGCUAAUGGUAGCUGUGCCCCAAACGACUGUAGGCACAGUCUUGGAUGGAAUGAAUAUUGGCCGGGGCUAUGGACUUGUAGAAGGAGAAGAUGGGAGGCAGUUUGAAAUUAUCACUGCAUCUGUGGAUGUCUGGCACAUCCUGGAAUUUGAUUAUAGCAGACUGCCUAAGCAAAGCAUAGGGCAGUUCCAUGAGGGAGAUACAUAUGUGGUGAAGUGGAAGUACAUGGUGAGCACUACAGUUGGAAGCAGGCAAAAAGGAGAGCAACAAGUAAGGGCUGUUGGAAAAGAAAAAUGCGUGUAUUUCUUUUGGCAAGGAAGGCACUCCACAGUGAGUGAGAAAGGGACAUCAGCACUGAUGACAGUGGAACUUGAUGAAGAAAGAGGAGCACAGGUACAAGUGCUUCAAGGGAAAGAACCACCGUGCUUCCUGCAGUGCUUCCAAGGAGGGAUGAUUGUGCAUGCUGGAAGAAGGGAAGAGGAAGAAGAAAAUGCACAAAGUGACUGGAGGCUAUAUUGCGUGCGAGGAGAAGUUCCCAAUGAAGGAAACUUACUUGAAGUAGCAUGUCACUGCAGCAGCCUGCGUUCCCGGACAUCCAUGAUUGUCCUCAAUAUAAAUAAAGCUCUUAUCUACCUGUGGCAUGGCUGCAAAGCACAAUCUCACACCAAGGAUGUAGGAAGAACAGCAGCCAAUAAAAUAAAAGAACAAUGUCCACUGGAGGCAGGGCUGCACAGCAGCAGCAAGGUGACAAUACAUGAAUGUGAUGAAGGGUCAGAGCCCUUGGGAUUCUGGGACGCGUUAGGAAGGAGAGAUCGAAAGGCCUAUGAUUGCAUGUUGCAAGAUCCUGGAAAGUUUAAUUUCACCCCCCGCCUGUUCAGCCUCAGUAGUUCAUCAGGAGAAUUCUCAGCCACCGAGUACGUUUACCCUUCAAGAGACCCUGCUGUCAUCAAUUCCAUGCCAUUCUUGCAAGAGGAUCUUUACACUGCCCCACAGCCAGCACUCUUCCUUGUUGACAAUCACCAUGAAGUGUACCUAUGGCAAGGCUGGUGGCCUGUGGAAAACAAAAUCGCUGGAUCAGCUCGAAUCAGGUGGGCUACAGACAGGAAAUGCGCCAUGGAGACAGUGCUCCAGUACUGCAAAGGAAAAAACGUAAAGAAGCCCCCCAAAUCCUAUCUAAUUCAUGCUGGCCUAGAGCCUCUGACCUUCACUAAUAUGUUCCCAAGUUGGGAACACAGGGAAGACAUCGCAGAGAUCACAGAAAUGGAUGCUGACGUUUCUAAUCAGAUAAUCCUCGUGGAGGACGUGCUGGCCAAGCUGUGUAAAACGGUGUAUCCACUAGCAGAUCUCUUAGCUAGGCCUCUCCCUGAGGGAGUUGAUCCACUGAAGCUUGAAAUUUAUCUUUCAGAUGAGGACUUUGAGGUUGCAUUAGAGAUGACGAGAGACGAGUACAAUGCACUGCCAUCUUGGAAGCAGGUUAAUCUGAAGAAGGCAAAAGGACUUUUCUAAGUUGUGUUUCUUGGAGUGAGCACUAAAGGGAUGGCUCUUUUCACUUUCUGUGCCCUUUAGAAGAAUUGUACCCCACAUUUACAAAAUAAAUAGAAAUAAUCUGAAGUUAUUAGUGACUACCUAUCUGGAGGUGUGUAAUAUUAUAAAAGGCCAAGAGAACUCUUUGGAAAUGGAAUUCAGUUUUGACUCUUAAAGGUAAUGUGUUUAAGCUCUGCUCUCCUAUGCACUUAAACAGUAGUUUCUUGAGCUACUGCAGUAGGUGACCUUUGGCUAUAUACAAUACUUGCCAUUUUUGUUUUUGAAGAAGUUCUCUUUGUAAAGUGUUAUUUUGUUAGUUUGUGGAUUACAAAGAAUUUAUAUUUAUAUAAACACAUAGAACAAGUAUGUAUUUAACAAUGCAAUAUAUAUUCACUUUCAAGACUUUAAUGUCAAAACUACAGAAAAGUAGCUGGAUGGCAGUUGCUUGUACUGAAUUAGCUAAACCACCGUAUGUAUCUCCUACGCAUUCUGAAAAGUUUCUCUUCGCAAUAGGUAAUGAAUUGUUCUCAGUGCUGCUUCAGGUGCUAAACUGAACAAAGCGUUUGUAUUUAUAGCAUGGAUUUCUUGAGAAACUAUGCGAAUCAACCUUUAUACUUUAUUAUCCAAAAAUGUAUAGUGCCUUGUUUUUUGUGUACAGUUUAUAUACAAAAAAAAAAAAAAAGAUUGGUCUGCGUUUUGAAGAUGGCUUAGAACGGUCUCCUAUGUUACUUUUAUAAUAGUAGAAAUAAAAACAUCUCAGUUUCUAAUACUUGUUGUAAACAUUAAACAUGUCUUUUGUGAUAUAAGAACUGAAAGUAAAAGCUUAUGAAUAAACUCUUAGCGAUGC